This is a messenger RNA of Tupaia belangeri chinensis (Chinese tree shrew), 5565 nucleotides long. RefSeq names its product ADAM metallopeptidase domain 12 (gene ADAM12). The transcript is spliced from 23 exons. NCBI's taxonomy places the organism in Eukaryota, Metazoa, Chordata, Mammalia, Scandentia, Tupaiidae. The record is from RefSeq and is a predicted model, not a curated record. Gene Ontology annotation, molecular function: metalloendopeptidase activity. Bases 412 to 3132 code for a protein of 906 amino acids. Gene Ontology annotation, biological process: proteolysis.
AGCUGGGGGAGAAGAUAAUUUGUUCCGAGGUAAUGAGAACGGUGACUGUUGGCGGUGGAUCCAUUUCACAGGCCUGCCUUCUCUCACUAACGAUCUUCCUCGUCCCAGGGCCAACUCGGACAGUUUGCUCAUUUAUUGCAACGGUCAAGGCUUGCUCGUGCCAGAACAGCGCGCGCGCGCAAGCACACACACACACACACACACACACACACACACGGGAAAACUUUUUUUUAAAUGAAAGGCUAGACUAGUUCAUCAGCAGCGCGGGCGCUGCUUGAGGGGUUCGGAAUUGACUCGCUGCUGCAGGAAAUCCCUCCGGUCGCGACGCCCGGCCCCGGCUCUGCGCCCGCGUGGGAUGGUGCAGCCCUUGCCGCCGGGCCCCAAGAGCUGCUGCACUGAAGGCUGGCGACCAUGGCAGCGCGCCCGCGGCCCGCGCCCCCAGCCCGCGCCCUCCUGCUCGCCCUGGCCGGGGCUCUGCUCGCGCCCGGAGCAGCCCGAGGGGUGAGCUUAUGGGACCAGGAAGGAGCUUAUGAAGUUGUCACUGCCUCUCUUUUGAAUGGCGACCUCUGGAUCCCAAUAAGGAGCAUCAACUCAAAGAAUCAUCCAGAAGUCUUAAAUGUUCGAAUACAACUGGAAAGCAAAGAACUGAUCAUAAAUUUGGAAAGAAAUGAAGGCCUCAUUUCCAGUGGUUUCACAGAAACCCAUUAUCUGCAGAAUGGUACUGAUGUUUCCCUCACUCGAAAUUACACGGGUCAUUGUUACUACCAUGGACACGUGCAAGGGUACACUGAUUCAACGGUCAGUCUCAGCACUUGUUCUGGUCUCAGGGGACUCAUCAUGUUUGAAAAUAAAACCUACAUCUUAGAACCAAUGCAAAAUGCAACCCAUAAAUUCAAACUCUUCCCUGAGAAGACCCUGAAGAGUAUCUGGGGAUCUUGUGGAUCACAUCAUAACACCUCAGGCCGGGCUGCAGAUAACAUGUUCCCUCCACCUUCUCGGAUGUGGGCAAGAAGGCAUAAAAGAGAGACCCUCAAGAUGACCAAAUAUGUAGAACUGGUUAUUGUAGCAGAUAACCGAGAGUUUCAGAGGCAAGGAAAAGAUCUGGAAAAAGUUAAGCAGCGAUUAAUAGAGAUCGCUAAUCACGUUGACAAGUUUUACAGGUCACUGAACAUUCGGAUAGUGUUGGUAGGUGUGGAAGUAUGGAAUGACAUUGACAAGUGCUCUAUAAGUCAGGACCCGUUCACCAGCCUCCAUGAGUUUCUAGACUGGAGAAAGAUGAAGCUUCUACCUCGCAAAUCCCAUGAUAAUGCACAGCUUGUCAGUGGGGUUUAUUUCCAAGGGACCACCAUUGGCAUGGCACCGAUAAUGAGCAUGUGCACAGCAGAACAAUCUGGAGGUGUUGUCAUGGACCAUUCAGACAGUCCCCUUGGUGCAGCCGUGACCUUGGCACACGAGCUGGGCCACAAUUUUGGGAUGAACCAUGACACACUGGAGAGGGGCUGUAGCUGUAAAACGACUGCUGAUAAAGGAGGCUGCAUCAUGAACCCUUCAACUGGGUACCCAUUUCCCAUGGUGUUCAGCAGCUGUAGCAGGAAGGACUUGGAAACCAGCUUGGAGAAAGGAAUGGGGAUGUGCCUCUUUAACCUGCCAGAAGUCAAACAGUCUUUUGGGGGCCAGAAGUGUGGGAAUGGUUAUGUUGAAGAAGGAGAGGAGUGUGACUGUGGAGAGCCAGAGGAAUGUAUGAAUCGCUGCUGCAAUGCCUCCACCUGUACCCUGAAGCCAGAUGCUGUGUGCGCACACGGGCUGUGCUGUGAAGACUGUCAGCUGAAGCCUGCAGGAACAGCAUGCAGGGGCUCCAGCAACUCCUGCGACCUCCCAGAGUUCUGCACUGGGACCGGGCCACAAUGCCCAGCCAACGUGUACCUGCAUGAUGGGCACCCGUGUCAGGGAGUGGAUGGCUACUGCUACAACGGCAUCUGUCAGACCCAUGAGCAGCAGUGUGUCACACUCUGGGGACCAGGUGCUAAACCUGCCCCUGGGAUCUGCUUUGAGAGAGUCAACUCUGCAGGUGAUCCCUACGGCAACUGUGGCAAAGACUCCAAGAGUUCCUUUGCCAAAUGCGAAAGAAGGGAUGCUAAAUGCGGAAAAAUCCAGUGUCAAGGAGGUGCCAGCCGUCCAGUGAUUGGUACCAAUGCUGUUUCCAUAGAAACAAAUAUCCCACUGCAGGAAGGAGGCCGGAUUCUGUGCCGGGGGACCCAUGUGUACUUGGGUGAUGACAUGCCGGACCCAGGGCUUGUGCUUGCAGGCACAAAGUGUGCUGAUGGAAAAAUCUGUCUCAAUCGUCGAUGUCAAAAUAUUAGUGUCUUUGGUGUUCAUGAAUGUGCAAUGCAGUGCCAUGGCAGAGGGGUAUGCAACAACAGGAAGAACUGCCACUGCGAGGCCCACUGGGCACCUCCCUUCUGUGACAAAUUUGGCUUUGGAGGAAGCACAGACAGUGGUCCCAUCCGACAAGCAGACAGCCAAGGUUUAACUAUAGGAAUUCUGGUGACCAUACUAUGUCUUCUUGCUGCUGGCUUUGUGGUUUAUCUCAAAAGGAAGACCAUGAUCCGACUGCUGUUUACAAAUAAAAAAACAACCAUUGAAAAGCUAAGGUGUGUGCGCCCUUCUCGGUCAUCCACUGGCUCCCAGCCUGGUCAGGCUCACCUCACCCACCUCGGAAAAGGCCUGACAAGGAAGCCGCCACAUUCCAACACACCUAAGGAAAACCCCAGGAGAUUGCCACAGUGUCAGAAUGUAGACAUCAGCAGACCCCUCAAAGUGCUUGAUGUCCCUCAGCCCCAGUCACCUCAGCGAGUACUUCCAUCUGUCCACCAGCCUCUGCGUGCACCCAGCGUCCCAGCCAGAUCCCUGCCAGCCAUCCCUGCACUCAGGCAGGGCCAGGGUAUUCGUAAGCCAAACCCUCCUCAGAAGCCUCUACCUGCAGAUCCUUUGAGCAGAACAACUCGGCUCAGCAAUGCCUCAGGGAGGACCUUGGGACAGCAGGAGCCUGGGCUCCACUUGGCACCCAUCAGACCUGCUCCUAAAUACCCACACCAAGUGCCCAGAACCACCUAUACUGCCUAUAUAAAAUGAGAAGCCAACACCUUUUUUCAACAGUGAAGACAGAAGUUUGCACUAUCUUUCGACUCCAGUUGGAGUAAUUUUUUUGUACCAACGUUUAGAAUUUUUUAAUGUCUAAAACACCAUUAUUUUAAGAACUUUGAGCUACUGCCGUCAGUGCUGUGCUGUGCUAUGGUGCUCUGUAUACUUGCUCAGGUACUUGUAAAUUAUUAAUUUAUGCAGAAUGAUUAUUACAGUGCAGUGCGCUGUAGUAGGCAUUUUUACCAUCACUGAGUUUUCCAUGGAAGGAAGGCUUGUUGCGCUUUUAAUAUUUCAGUGAACUUGAAAUAUCCUGCUUGAUGGGAUUCUAGACAGGAUAUUUACUUUCUGAUCAAGGCUUUAUUGGAAAGCAGUACUCCAACGACUCGCAGCCGUGGUUAUUACUGGACACAGCUCAAGAGACCCCAGGUAGAACCUUAAGUGAGUUUCUGAAAUUCCUAUCUCAGGCCAAAGCCAGGGAAAUUCAGGUCCAGGAUGUGCUUGGCUUUCAGGCAGGUCCAGAGCCCCUAAACAGGUGGACAGUUAGGCCCCAUGUCCAGAGUUGCUGCACCUUGAAGCUCUAAGACUGCAGGGAAGAAGCUGGUUUCUGGCCAGAAAGUUUUAGGAAGAAACUUAGGUGUGAUCACACCAGAAUACAGAUUAGAACACUAAAUCAGGCAGAAACUUGACCUUGAGUUUAGCACAUUUGGAGAAUAGGCAAAGAAGAAGUCUGUGGUAUUACUCGAGCCUUUGUUCUCUGGAAACACCAAGAACUUCUUUCCUGGCUGUCCUUUGCAGAGUGCUGGCAUCAGCAUACUGUUUAGACUGAGAAAGGUGGUGUUUUUACAAGAAAGCUACUGUCCAGGCACUGCAAACUUCCAUCUCCCUAUACUAUUUGGAGCACAGUUGAUUACUUCAUUGUCUUCUCAACUGUAAUACAAUGAUCCUGUAUUCCUAUGGAUAGAUAAGGCUCUCCGUAACUAUUUUCACAUGUGAACCAGUCACAAGAUCUAGUCAUUCAAUUCUUCAGAUAAUAAUCUUCUUUUACUGCAAGAUUCAGUUUAUUAAAAAUUAGGCAGAAGCCCCCUGCUUACACAAUCUGCAAAUGGAAUCCUAUAUUCAUGGUAUAGCCUAUGUCUGUCAUCCGUAUUGUUAUAUGUUGAACAAAGAACGAUAAGUUACUACUAAGUUCUCUUUGGGGCGUCCUGUUUUUCCAAGUUGGCUGCAAGAAGCUUUAAAAGAUGUUGUUAGCAUCGUCUGAAUCAAUUUCUUAAACACUUGUAACCUACCUGUUGAGCAUCACAGACUAUGAUGAGGAAAUCCAUUUCCUGAUCCUAAAUAGUCAUGAAAUGUAGGCUUGGGCAGCAGCCCCUUCAACCGUUUACUCUUCAAAUAUCUCUCUGGGGAGCCAUUUUCACAAAAAGAUCUCUCUAAGUUGCCUAUCUCUAAUGGCAUGAAAAAUACAAAAAUACUCAGAUAAGGUAAAAUGCCAUUAUGCUUCUGUCUUCUGGUAGGGUCAUGUAUGACUAGUUUUCAUAUUAGAAGGCAAUUGACAGCAGUUCCAUAAUUCACUCUGAGUGUUUUAUGAUAGACAUUUUUAGGGGUCAUUUCAACAGUUUUCCUAUAUGCCUUGAAGCAGAAAGAAAAAUAUGUACCAAGAAUCUUGGUUUGCCUUCCAGAAAACAAAACUGCAUUUAACUUUCCCCACCUUCGUCUCCAUAUCUAGGCAAUGUAGUAUUCAUGACUGUGGAUAGACUAAAUAAAAGCGAGUCACAAACAUAGAAGGAAACAUUCCAACUCUGAUAGCAUGCAUCUGUUUAUUAUACAAUUACUAAUGUCUUAAAAAAUGUAAAGCCAUGUAAGAAAAUAUUACCACUGAUGAAAUACGUACAGAAUUACUGUAACCGAUAUUACGUUUGAUAACUGUACUAAGGCCAAAAUAUGUACUAUUGAACAGGUUUACAGAAUUUUAUGGUGCAUUAUGUGGGCAUCAUCUUUAUAAGAUGCCCAAAUACCUACAUCUGGCAUUUUAGCCCCUCUACCUAUUAUUACAUGUAAGAACGUAUGAACUGACUUUUCCUUUUUGUUGUAUUCUUAGCUGUAAUUCCUGUGCUUCUGUUCAGAGACUCAGGAAGAGUUUGAUAUUGAAGGAGGUUAAAGCUGUGAUCUUCUGCCAUGUCAUCAAUGGCCAAUUAGAGGCUGCCGCUGAUGACACACUCUUUUCUCUACAGUACUAAUUGCUUUUAUAGAGCCAUGCAAUUAAUUUCUGAAUAAGAAUAUAUAUAAAUCUAAUAUUCCUUUACACAGGUAAUAUUGUUAAAGGAAUAAUAUUUUCAAGAUGCAGUAUUUAUCAAAUGAAGCAUAUUUAGCAAUAAUUUCCAUCUUAAUAUAACUUAGGAAAAGAACCAAAACAAGGUGUGUUAUUUG